Molecule: messenger RNA, 1424 nt
Organism: Trichoderma citrinoviride
Lineage: Eukaryota; Fungi; Ascomycota; Sordariomycetes; Hypocreales; Hypocreaceae
Exons: 1
Coding region: 1-1413 (470 amino acids)
Source: RefSeq, a predicted model, not a curated record
AUGGGCAUGCGGCCGAACCAAGGCUCUACUGGAUUCAUUGGACCUACCGUUACCGCUGCUGGCGCUGUUUUUGGACCUGCUCUGGGCUCGUUUGAGGGUGCGCAGUAUGCCAAUCCUUCUACGCCUGCUAUGAUGCAGAUGUCGAUGCCGAUGCCCUCAGUACAGUCGACGCCUUCGGCGCCCCAGAUGCAGUCUUUGCAGUUAAUGUCGAUGAAUACGCCGAUGAACAUGAGCACAAGCAUAAACCCGAACCUAAACACGGGCACGAGAGUGAACCAGAACCCGAACAUGAGCAUGCCUCCUCCUCCUCAACCAUACCGUCCUGUUUCCGAUGGCCAUCAGAACGCUGCUAUUAGCCUACUUAUCACGAAGCAGCCCCAGAAACACGCUCUUGGCUCCGGUAUCAUUACCCAACCGCACAAGCAGGCCAACCAAACCGAGACCAAGGUUUUGGCUGCGCAGCACAGCUCGAAAGUCGCCAAGGGAUUUCCUGUCAAGCCUCGCAGGGUAAAUUGUCCUCUCCUUCGAGAAGCGAUGCUUGAUGCCCUCGCCCAACUCCCUGUUGAAGACGAAGCCCCCAUUGAACCACAGCCUACAGCUGCCCCCGAGGCCAUCAUCAUCGAUGAGUUUCCGGCCCACGCCCCAGCUGCCAUUCCAGAGGCUGUCCCGUCCGUGCCGAACCUCGAAGACACCCUCGCCGCAAGGGCCAUUCCUCCCGUGAUUGACCAGGAGCGGCUGGACAAGCUCCUCGUCUGUAAGCACUGGUCGUGGCACCACAUGAUAUCCCUCUGUCAGCAGGUCGAGAUUAUGGCUGGGAAUCGCGGCAACGACUACAUUACGUGGCUGCGGCGCCUGGCGAAAAGGCGCGACUCGAGGGGAUUGUGGAACGUGUAUGAGAUUGACGGCUUCUUGUACGAAAUCGAUUUCAACACGGGGGAGGCGGUGGGGAUUCCGAGGAGGGAGUAUAUCAAGGCGGUGGACAAGGUGAGGAGAAAGUGUUGCGCUCCCGUUGUGGAGGAUGUGCAGGAGGAGGUAGACGAGAAGGAGGAGAAGGAGGAGGUGGAAGAAGAGAGUGAGGAGGGGGAGGGAAGAGAAGGAGGAGAAGAGGGCGAGAAUGAGGACGAAAACGAAGAGGUGAAUAAAGCUGAGGAAGAGGAAGAAGAAGAUGUUAUGGAGGAGGAUGAAGAAGUGAAAGAGCAAGCUGAAACGGACAAGCAGAUUGAAAUGGAAGAGCAAGACGAAGUGGAGGAAGAAGAAGAAGAAGGCGAGGUGAUGGAGGAGAUGGAGGUGGUGGAGGUGUCUCAGGCUCUGGUUUGGGGUACUCGCUCGUUCUUGGACCUCUUGGACGACAACGGCGAUGUGCUCCCGCUGGAGGCUUGGGAACAGGAGCUCCGUGACGGCUUGUCUGUCUGAGUUGGAGGGGG